This is a messenger RNA of Nylanderia fulva, 3883 nucleotides long. Its product is annotated as colorectal mutant cancer protein. NCBI's taxonomy places the organism in Eukaryota, Metazoa, Arthropoda, Insecta, Hymenoptera, Formicidae. The record is from RefSeq and is a predicted model, not a curated record. Gene Ontology annotation, molecular function: calcium ion binding.
UUUUAUCAGUCACGGUCGGGGGUAGGGUCAUAGUCGCGGCUCCGGUUUUGAGGUUAGGGUUAGGUUAGUGACUCGUUGACAGUGAACGCGGGUGGUGAAUUAUCGCGUUGCGUAAGAGAAUCGCGACACAUUUGGCGAACUCGAAUAAAGCGUCGAACGAUAAUUCGUCGCGAGUUGCGCGAACCGAGAUGUACCAAUCGGAAGUAAACAGCGAGUCGUGCGCGAUUUCCUGUUAACGGAUAUAUCUGUUUAUAUCCCGCGCAUACACGAUCGGAGGCGCGAGAUCGCGGGUGGCAUCCGAGCGCGUCCAAAAAUAGAACGGCGGCGGCGCCUACCGCGUCGACGAACGAAUUCCGUUCGCGCGGAGGAGAAAGAAAGAAAGAGAGAGGAAUAUCGUUCUCCGGAAUUCCGACGACGAAGAUCCGCGCCGAUGACACGAGGAUGGAACGCGUGCCGCGAUAGUCCCUCCGUACGUCGCCGAGCACGUCCGACCGGAAUGUUCCUCGCGACCGAGGGAUCUGUCGUCGACCCGAGUCCCGCGUGCCGUUGACACGCGCUCGAUCGAAUGUCCGACUCCCGGUUCUCGUCCAGAGGCAAUCGGGUCAAUUGCUACUUGCAGCUGUGAGGAUUUCGGAGCGAGUUUUUGUGACAUAAUACUCGCGACGAUGCCGUGCGUGCGGCACGCGUCGUCGCGUGUCGGCGCGAGAUAGAAGCGCGUCGACGGCGGCCGCGAGAGCAUCGAUCUCUCCGCGCGGGCGCGAAUUAAGAUUCGGCACGCGGCGGGCGAUCGGGCGCGAAUGUGACGAGGCGAGCGACGACGGAUGGCACCGAUCGGCGGGAAGAAUACCGAUGACGACGGCCGAGCCCGAGCAUCCCCAGUGAGAAGAUGUCGCAGACCGCGGAUGCCGAAAGCGAGACGGGCUCCAUUUGCGACGAGGAACGCGUCCGGAAGCUAUUCCAGGCCUGCGACGGCGACGGCGACGGAUACAUCGACAGCCAGGACCUAUUGACGGUAUGCCGGGAAUUGAACCUCGAGAAUUCGGUGGAGGAAUUGAUGAGGGAACUGGGCGCGGACGAGCAAGGUCGCAUUUCCUAUCAGGAGUUCCUCAGGCGACGUCUGGCCCUAAGACCGGAAAUCGAGGCGCUCAGAACCGGCAAACGGCGAAGCAGUCCGCAUCAUACACCGGAAUACUUGCCCACCAGCAGCGACAACAGUCUCGGAACCGUGUCGGGACGACAUGAGAGUUGGGAAUUCGACAGUGGUGCACGUGAUUUGUCGCCGGAACCUCAUAGCCUUCAGAAGCUGGUGGAGGCAGCCGCCGGCGGAACCGGAAAUAUGCUGGACCUGGCGAAUAAGCUGCACGCGGCCGCGCUCUCCUCCCUGCGGUCCGAGGUGGCCGAAUUGAACUCGCGCCUGGUGGCGGCUACUCGCGCGCGAGAGGCGGCCGAGGCCGCCCUGAUGCGGGCGGAGAUCCAGGCGGGCCGCGCCGACCAGCGAGCGGAGCAACAAGCGGCACGGCACGAGGAGCGGCUCACCGAGCUGCAUUCCGUCAUCGCCGAGCUCGGCAGGCAGCUGGAGCGGCAUCGCGCCACCGUCAUCGCCGAGGAGGACGAGUCCGAAGUCGAGACGAGCAGGGAUGCUGAAGGUUCCAUCACCAAUCCAGUAGAGGAAAGUGAGGGCGGUGGAGACAUUCAGGGAGACGGUGAUCGAACCUUGGGAGAUGCUGAUUCCAGUUGCUGCGAGGAUGAGAAUCGACUGGUCGAGAAUGGCAGAGAACAGCUGGAUAGUCCGGCCGCAUUGCCGACUCCAGAGCCGACGCAGCAAGAAGCGUCGUGUCAGAGCGACGUCGUCACAACGCUCCAAGAGGAGAUCACGGCGUUACGAGCGGAGAUUACGAGCUUGCAAGCGCAAUUGACUCACUGCAAGAACCAGAAUAAUCAGACCGGUAAUCAGAGGCAGACAACGGGUAGCGAUUCACCUCGUCGAGAACUCAGGACAAGAGGUAAUACCAGCUCGCCGGAACCUUUGACGGCGCCGUGCUCGCCGCUCUUACCACCACUACAGACACCUCCGACGAAGAAUGUAACGAGGGAGGAGCCGCCGGUUCUCAAAAUGGCAGAGAGGGUGAGAUUGCGAAGGACGGACGAGAGGCACAUUACCGGUCCGGACAUCACUAAUCUUGGAGUAUGCUCCACCAUGGUCGCCGAGCAUCUCGUGUCGGAUCUCCUGGAGCAGUCAAAUCUGCAGGAACUGAACGGCUCCGAGAAGCAGUUCGAGGUUGAGACGGAGCGAUUGAACAGUAGACUAGAGCACGCGCGAGCGAACAACGCGGUUCUCGCUCUCACGUUGCACGAGAGCAAGGCGCAAUGCGACAGGUUGAGCCUAUUGGUCGGCAAGUAUGAAUCGAACGCGACGGCGUUGCGGCUCGCACUUUCGUACAGCGAUCGCGCUAUCGAGGCCUACGACGUUCUCGUUGCUCUACUGGAAAGCGAAAUCGGACUCUCCACCGAGAGGAGCAGCGUGACGAUCGAUAACCGAAGGGCGGCCGAGAACGUUGCUUAUCAUGUCUUAAAUAGAAUCGAGAACGACUGUACUAAUACAUUAGGUGCCCCGUGGGAAGAUAGCAUGGUCUUAUCGGACGAAUCGGAAGUAAUGUGGAACGUGGACGACGAGCAACGACUCAGGAGACACAUUAGCAGAUUGAAGGGAGAACGUACGAUGGUGAGAUCGACAGCGGUUGAAUUAGAAAGCGUGCACGCGGAACCCCUGAAUUCGAAGAACACCAUCUCUCUGGCGGAAGCUAGGAAACUUGACUUGGAAACUGCUGUACUCAUGCAGGAACUGAUGGCCAUGCGAGAAGACAAGGCCGAACUGCGCGCCAGAGUGUUCCUUCUGGAGAAGGAACGCGCUACCAUAGAAUUGAAGUUGAACGCACGUGACACGCAGAUCGCGGCUCAACACGCCACCAUACAGCAUCUCCAGGGUCAACUGAGCGACGCGGAAGCUAUGCUCGCGAUGGCGACGAACAAGGACCGCGGUUUGAGCGACAAUGAGAGCGAGGGAAUGGAGUCUGAGCUAAUCGAAGCGUUAGGCAGAGAGGCGAGGCUGAAGGAACGUCUACAGGAAUUGAUCUCGACCUUGGACGAAGUCAACAAGAAUUCCGAACUUAGGCAUCAGCAAUCCGCCGAAUUGGUCAACGACUUGAAAAGAGCUAACGGCGCAUUAGUUCAAACUCUGGACAAGUCCAAGAAGAAAUAUCAAUCUAGACUGAAGAAGCUGGAGCAACAGAUGCUGGGAAUGGUAGAGAGGCAUGCUGCGCAGGUGAAAACCUUGAAGCAACGAAUAACUUUAUUAGAGGAGGAAUCGAUGGGCUACAAAGGAAGCAUAGCACUGCAGUCUCAAAGCUCCGGUGCCAGCGAGACAUCAUUAUGACAGUCGAGUGACUGAAUGACGGAAAACCCGGCACGAUAUACAAGCUUGAUGAUCCAACAGUUACUCUUAACGUCUCUCUUGUCAUCGCGAGAAGAUGAGACUUGUUAAACGAAGAUUAAACUCACGUAUUUUUUUAUACCGAAUAAUCGGCCGAAAGUAAAAAUGCUUAGCCAUUCGCUUUGUAAUUAUUACGAGAUAUAUAUAUAUAUAUAUCCCCUAAUGAGAAUUUAAAAAACUCAGCUAGGCCUACGCAAUGUGUGCAAUUUGUCGAUACACGAACGCAAGUAGCCUAUUAAUACGGAGCAUUCAGCACGAAUUAUAAAUAAUUGUUAAUUAGUAAAGUGUAUCGAUUGCAACAGUGAUAAUCGUGUACAUAUGUAUAUUGUAAAACCGUAAAUCAAGUGUGAUACGUGUAAACAACAAUGUAAUAAAUUGUGCUUUAUUAUCGAA